Messenger RNA from Aegilops tauschii subsp. strangulata, 742 nucleotides. RefSeq lists its product as uncharacterized. Gene Ontology annotation, cellular component: chloroplast thylakoid membrane. The record is from RefSeq and is a predicted model, not a curated record. Lineage: Eukaryota; Viridiplantae; Streptophyta; Magnoliopsida; Poales; Poaceae.
UGCUCCACCACCGCAGCUGCAGAGGAUGCUUCCCGAGCGCGGGCGGCAAAGAGGAUGCAGCUCCGCUUCCUCCCGUUGGCCGCGAGCGCCGUGGCCGGAAGGAGCUUCGUCGCCGCUAUUCCUCGGACAGUGACGGAGAGAAGGAGGCAGAUAUGUUGCAACGCGGGCAACUCCUCGUCGGAGAAGGAGGAGGGCGGCGAGCCUAGCACGGCGGAAGAGGCGCUGCGGCGGCUGGCGGAGCUCGACGCCCAGCUGGAGGGGCUGAAGGAGCCCAAGAUGAGGCCGCCGCCGCCCCCUCCUCCCCCGGACCCUUUCAUGGACCGCGAUAUGAUAAUACAGCGAGGACGCCCAAGUGAUGAGCUCCCGGAAAUGACACCGGCCUACGUGACGUUCUCGACUCUGGCAAUUUUUAUCUUGACCAUCUUCACCAACGUGGUGUUCAACGUGUACAUCAAGCCUUCCGUGGACGGCGCCGAUCAGCCGGUGAGGAUCCAGAGAGUGCCUCUGGCCGAUCCUAGCUUCCAGCAGCCCGGCAAUUCUAGUGGUAGCUCGUAGACAUAUAUGCAGGACACGAUAAUACAGUUUGGUAGAUACAGUGUGAAGGGCUGUGCUUUGCAAGUUAACUCAAGUCAUGUGCCUCAUAUUUGCAUCAUGAUGUAUUUAAUACCCACAUGCUCUAAACGAGCUAUGUUUUGCUGGCCUCCACAUUGAGGGCUUCAUUAUGAUGCAAUGUGCUGCUGCA